Messenger RNA from Hemicordylus capensis (graceful crag lizard), 2114 nucleotides. RefSeq lists its product as uncharacterized. The record is from RefSeq and is a predicted model, not a curated record. NCBI's taxonomy places the organism in Eukaryota, Metazoa, Chordata, Lepidosauria, Squamata, Cordylidae. The transcript has 3 exons. The coding region runs from base 29 to 604 and encodes 191 amino acids.
UCCCUCCCUGGCAUGGCAGCAUCUCCCGAUGGGGCUGAGAGAGAUUCCUGCCUGCCGCCUUGGAGAAGCCGCUGCCCCAGUCUGUGCAGACAAUACUGAGCGGGGAUGGACCAAGGGUCUGACUCGGGAGGGGAGGAGACGAGGCGUGAUUCCUGCUGCGGGAGGAGCAGAAGCAAAGGUGAUUGCCGCCCCCCAGAAGAAGGGGGGACUGAUGAGAUUCGGGGCGCUGAGCCCCACAGACACCCAUCCCGCUAUGAAGCCCCCGCGGCUGGCACGAAAGCGGAGAGUUGCCUGGCGAGUGUGCGCCGGGCGCCAGCCGGCUUUGCUCCCGCAAGCCCCGCCGCGGACCUCCUCGCGGGAUCGCCCGCCGCCGCCGCCGCCGCCGGGCUCUCGCUCCUGGCAAGGGCCUCCUUGGGUGUGCGCGGCGGCGGCAGAAGAAGAGUCCGAAAGGCCCGCGGAGGAGGAGCAAAAGGCCAUCCCGCCGCCACGGACGAGCUGCUGGCUGCUGCUGCUGCUCUCCCGGGUCACCUUUCCGCUCGUCUCCUCUCGUUUUGCUUUGCAGCCAGCAAGAGAUGGCUGCCGUGCCUCCAAGUUCCGACUGUGAAGCAUUCAAAGGCAUUCUGAUGGCUGCUUCUUGAAGGAGACAAGCUGGCUGGCUGAAGAUUGGUCUGAUCCAGCCAGACAAUUGUACUUAAUUCUUGCCACGGUUAUUAAUACUGUAGCACAGGGCUGCUCAACUUCGGCCCUCCUGCAGAUGUUCGCCUACAAUGCCCAUAAUCCCUGGUGAGUGGCCGCUGUGGCUGGGGUUUUUGUGGAAGAGCAAAGCAGAUACUCUUCCAACGAGUGAUGGCCUUGCUAUGUAAAGUACUUUGAGAACUUUUUUGUGUGGUGGAAAAGUGGUGCAUAAAUAUUGUUGAGAAUAGCAGCCACCCACAUGAUGCACAGAGUCAUGCUUCCAUCAUGCUGUGAAGUCAGAAUGCAGCCCAGUGCUGGUCAGAGUGGGCGGUAGUGCUAGCAGGACCUCUCCGUUCCCCGCCAUUCAUCACAAUGGGGAGAACUGUGGAAGCACGGCCAGCACUACUUUUCUGACCAGGGUUGAGGGCUACGUUCUGACUUGGUGGCUGCCCCAGGGUACAGCAUCAUGGAGAAGUAACAAUGAGGAACCUGUGUUAGAACCAGUUUUUGGAGCCACAUUCUGACUCUGCAGCUGUCCCAGGGUGCAGCAUUUGGGAGACGUAACACUGUGCAUCAUGGAAAUGUAGCACUGAACAACUAGGGUUAGAACCUGUUAACCAGGGUUAGGGUCCAUGCUAGAAACAUGGAAAGCACUGAGCAACCAGGGUUAGAACCUGUUAACCAGCAUUAGAAACUGUGAACCAGUGUUAGGACAGGUGUUAGAAUCAGUGUUGGGGCUGUGUUCUAGCUCUGCAGCAGUCCCAGGGCACAGCAUCAUGGAGAUGAAGAAGAAGAAGAUUUAUAUUCCACUUUUUGACCAAAGUUCCCAAAGCGGUUUACAAAGAGAAAUAAAAAUAAAUAAAGAUGGCUCCCCAUCCCCAAAGGGCUCACAGUAAAAAAAAAAAGAAAAGAACCUUAAGACAGACACCAGCCACAGCCACAGGAGGGGUUCUGUGCUGGGGAUGGAUAGGGCCAGUUGCUCUCCCCCUGCUCAAUAAAGAGAAUCGCCACUUUAGAAAGGUGCCUCUUUGCUCAGUGAGCAGGGGAAACAUAACAUUGUGGGCCAAUGUAGAUACAAUCCCCACCCUCCACAACAAGAAUAAAAAGACAAACCAGUGUAUUUGUUUAUUUAUAUCUAUGUAAACCAUGAUGGGAACAUUUCAUUGAAAAGUGGUACAUAAAUAUUAAUCGCAUCCAAUGUGUAGUUCCAUGAGCGUGUGGGUGGGUUCACACAGCCACCAGUAAGAUUUGCAAAGAAGGUAUAGGGGGGAUCGGGGGUUGCAGAGAGCACACGCUCCCAUCAGGCACGAUGUCUGAAUCCACCCACGUCCAGUUCCCAGCCCCAGUUAUCCACCUUUGCCUUAGAUUUCACCAACUUUGUCAAGUCAGCUUCAGAACCGGUGCGGUGUAGUGGUUAGAGUGUUGAACUAGGACCAGAA